AUGCUACCCGAAUUCAUCGGCACGCCCCGCCCCACGCGCCCACAUCCCCGCAACAGCAUGCGCUCCCCCUCGUCUAUAAAGCCGCCCCUGCAGCGCGCCGCCGCCCCAUCUCUCCAUCUCGCCGAAACCCGAGUGCCAUUGUUGCCGCCGCCGAGCUCGCCGAACGCCAUCCGCCGCACCCGAUCUUCCCCUUCGCAUCUGAGGCUGUCGUCAGCUUCGCCGAAGCUUGUGGAGUCCAUUUCACAGCUCGCCGCCGGAGUCGCUGUUUCGCCAAACGCCGGUAAGACACGCCGCCACCUCGCCGUCGACAGCGUUAACCGAAGCUUCCCGCAGUCAAUUAACCCCCUCUCCGGCACCACGUGCUCCCCGGAAAGCUUCCCCUGGAAAAACCCAUUGUGCGUAAUUGCUUUAGGAGACGAGCAGUGUGCCAGCUUACAAGACCAGGCAUUCGAAAACUUUGAGCAACCUGCAUUCGAAGUCCGCGCCAAUAAGGACGGGGCGAGCAGGAAGGCGGCGCCGGCUGUCGGCGAGGCGGCGGGAAGCGUCCGGCUCCCGGACGGGGUCUCCGGCGACGCCAUCAGCGUGGAGUCCCUCCUCAACACCGGCAGGCUGCAGAGCUUCGUGCCCGUGGGGUCAGGGCCUGGGCCCGGGCCUGGGCCCAGCACGUUCACGUGCACGCUCCGCCUCAUCGGGCUCCUGGGCUUCGAGGUCGCGCUGGUGCUCGACCUCCGCGUCAACCCGGCGUCCACCGGCUGCACCGUCGAGAUGCUGUCGUGCAGGUUUGUGGGUUCAGAGUCAGUUGAGCAGCAGAAUGAACUCUUUUCAGGAUACCCAACAUUUAGAGGACAGGUUCUCAAUGGCAAUCAACUCUGGGAUCUUAUUGAAGGGCUGGAGGAAAAUGAUUUAAUACACUAUACCCAUUUAUUAACAGUUUGCGACCCAGUUCUAUGUGAUGAAGGAACACUGUAUGUUUCUCAGGAGUUAAUAUCUGUUUAUCAACAGAAGGCUGAUGCAAGCCUUACUGGACAGGCUUGUUCCCAUGCUGGGGGAGCAGCUGCUGAGAGACUACCAUUCCUGGGUUCAGCAGCAGCCUGAAGCCUCUUCCUGAGAUAGAGGGACACAGACGGCCAUCCUGUGCCUUGAGCAAGCGCUUGAUGGGCUGAUAGCGCUAUCAAAUAUAUACAGAGCUCCGGGGAUCAAUGUGCAUGUUGGCUAUAAGCAUCUUGGAUGAAAUUUGAGAAACUAAGUUAAAAUGUGCUUUGGUUUGCAUGUGAUGAGUCAUUGAUAAUAUUAGAUUUGAAAUGAUUUUGGUUGGUACGAGCUUAUUUGUGACUGACUAAAGUUUGAA
This is a messenger RNA of Phragmites australis (common reed), 1348 nucleotides long. RefSeq lists its product as uncharacterized. The coding region runs from base 1 to 1095 and encodes 364 amino acids. NCBI's taxonomy places the organism in Eukaryota, Viridiplantae, Streptophyta, Magnoliopsida, Poales, Poaceae. The record is from RefSeq and is a predicted model, not a curated record. The transcript is spliced from 8 exons.